GCGAACCCAUCACGAACUUCCUCGUCAGGGAGACGCUUGGCUUUGAGGAGUUCAACGAGGCUCUGGUUCGCCUACGAGAGGAACGGCAAGGGCUAACGAUUGAUAAGCAGCUGUUCGGGUUGGAGACUUUGUUGCGUAAGGAGGAGGUAGUGACUGAGCGCGAGAGAUGGAGUGAUGAGUCCUGGUCCGGAUGGCGUCGGGGCUGGUGGGAUGAAGAGGACUGGGCCGAGGAGCCGGCUCCCGAGGACCAGAGCGCCGGCGCCGAUCAGGAUGCAGAGGUCGCGGCUGAGGAUGUACCCGUGGAUGGUGGAGGCCGCUCGCCGACCAGAGCGCCGCCUGAGGAUCAGGGCGGUGAAGGACAGACUCCACCAGAGGGGGCGCAGACGGAGGAUGAGACCUUCGAUUCCUUCAUCUUGGAUGUGCUUCGAGGGUGGCGCUUGCUGCAGGCUGCUAGCCUGACCUUGGAGGAGCGCCGCGACGUCCUCACGGCCACUUCGAAUCGAUUGGACUUUGAGUCUGUGUCGAAUGCGCUUCAGGUCCUGUGGGAUGAGCAGCUAUCAGGAGUCCGGCGUCACGGUCAUGGUUCCCAUCUAUAUCAAGGUGCCCAGGUGUUGGACGAGCAGGCCCAGUACGACCCACAAUGGGAGGAGCAGGGCUGGGAAGAAGAAUCCUGGCCCGAAGGACACUGGGAAGAUGCCCAGUAUCAUGGCGAGAGCCCAGAAGCCUGGGCUGAAGAGUGGGAACAGGUGCCUUCCAAUGCCAACCCGGACGUCCUUACGAAUGCGGAGUUGGACGAUCCCACUGUCAGAGAUGCCUUGCAGGCGGAGAGAGCAGCUGAGGCGAUGGCCGCCGAUGCGGCAUUGACUUGGAAGCGAGCCCAGCAAGCAACCGCAGCGGUGCGCAAGGACCGAGGAUUCGGAGCAUCGGAGGCCUUUCGUCUGGCCCAGAAGGGCGAUCAAUGCCACAAGUGUGGCAGCUACGGCCAUUUCGCUCGUGAUUGCAAGGGCUCCGGUGCAAAAGGACGUCCUAAAGGAGCUCUUUCCAUGGAGUAUGACUACGGCACCUACGACCACAUGUACUACAUUGGCGGAAAGGGCAAGAAGAAGGGCAAGACCAAGGGCCACUUUGGGCUCGGCAAGGGUCCCAUGCACAAGGGCAAGAUCGGCAAGCAACCCCGGAUGUUCCCCGGUGUGAAUGCCUACGGGUUGGAGAUGCUUGGCACCGAAGGUGAUCUCAGCUUGGGCUGUUACGCGUCCCAAGAGAAGGAUGCGUAUGGCUCUGGGGCUUGGGGUCGUGCUCAGUAUCAUGUGACCUUGUCGUCCAAAGUUAGCGGCUAUGAGAAGCAGUUUGGUAUGAGUCACAUUGGUCCCGAGGGCGCUGGCAUGAUCAUUGACUUUAAUGACGGUCACUACAUCCUGGACGUGGCCGCCUACCUCACUGGAGGCCAGACUUGCAAGACAGGGACGCAGUGGCCUUGCUUCGGAGAACAUCCGGAGCUUACUGUGGGGAACAACAAGUACGCCCAAUGGAAACAUUGCGCCACAUGCUGCUACAGGGUGUCUUAUGUUCCACGAGAAGGCGCCCCAGGAUCCGACAGCAAGACCGAGAACUUCCCAACGAUUCGGAAGGCCCUCGCGCAGCUCCACGAGGACAUCGGGGAUGUGCAGCCGGAGGGGGAGAUGGUCAAGGUGGCAAUCGAUCUGGAGUAUGCCCGCAACCGCUACCAUCAGCUGAUUCAGAAGUUCGAUCGCCGCAGGGCACCAGCAACGAGAGGACCCACGACGACAAAGGCCACUUUGGGACCAUCGGCGGCAAAGCCAUCGACUACUCCGACCUUGAAGAGUGGGUACAAGGAGACGGAAUUGCGCGAGGACGGUGCGAUGAUCAAUCCGAACCUGGUGGACAUGGAGGACGGACCACCCGGGCCGACUUUUCCCAAGCGAGUGGCCGCCGGGGUGAUGGCGAUGGUGGCUGUGCUCACGAAUGUCUACCGCGGCGAGCUGCAGGCCCUCACCACUCAGCGUCAUCAGUGCAGCAUCUGGGAGAUUGGUUGUGGCCCAACUUCGAUGUUGACGACGGCGUGCCAACAUGUGGGCCUAGGAGCUCUUCGGGUCAACCAUGUGAACGGGUAUGACUUGUACAAGGCGGAGACCUACCCGGCUCUGAAGGCUCUCUUUGAUCAGCACCGCCCCCGCAGGAUUUGGGUCUCUCCAAGGAGCGAUCGAUGGCAACCAUGGGGCCAUCUGUCCCAUGAAAACUGGCAGGCAGGACAGGAUCUGGAAAGUCGCCGACGCCAUGAGCACACCAUGCUUCGCAGGAUGUGUUCUUUUCUUGCCUGGGCGAUGUGUCGCAACUCCCUCCUCGAGAUCUUCUGGGAAUGGCCAGCGGAAAGCCUUGGAUGGAAGGAGCCUGCCUUGCGAGACCUGGAAAAGGCCAUAUGGAGUCGCAACAAGGAUUGGCUUGCAUGCCGUGUUGAUGGUUGCCGUUACGGGGUGCGUGAGGGUGAAAAGGGUGACUUCAUCAAGAAGCGACGGCUGAUUAGAACUACGUGCCCUCGUUUUCACACCCUCUUCAAGACCAAGGUCUGUGUGCAGAAUCAUGCGCAUGUUGAAGUGCCUGUGAUGGAAUCAAAAGGGAGAUUGGAUUAUCCUUGGCGCUUUGCUAAAUCCGUUGCGCAAUCCUGGCGCGACCACCUCUUUCCUCUUCGCCACUUUGGCAUGCCAGCAGAGGCCUACAACUUUGCGGCAGAGGAGAUUGGUGAUGACGAGGUUCCGGAGAUUGAGCCCGAUCCACCGAAUGUCGAUGGGAUCCCGCCGGACCGGUCCGAGCCUACUGACGAGGAGCGGGGCAAUUGGGACCGGAAGUUGAAAAGGUUUCAUUCGGCAGCGGGGCACCCUUCCAACCACCAGCUCGCCCGCAUUGUCAAGGAGGCUGGCAAGCCCAAGUGGAUGGUGGAAGCAGCCAUGAAGUUCUCAUGUCCUCACUGUGAGGCUGUGAGACCUGGAGGUUUGUCUUCUAAGCAGAUCCCGCCACUCUCCACAAGGCCUCUUCCCUGUGCGUGUCAGCAAGUGGUGGCAGAUGUGGGUGAAUGGACAAGUGUGGCCCAGAAGUGCAAGUUGAAGUUUGUGGUGUUCGUGGACGCGGCCACGAAGCUUCGUGUUGCUGAGCCCUUGUUCCGAUUGGGGAUUUCUGAGAUGAGAAGUGAAACUGGCACGCACCUCGUUGAAGCGUUUUCCAAGCGGUGGUUGAGUGACAAGCCCAAACCAGAGAUCCUCAUUCCUGACAAUGCCAGGUCCUUUACCUCCAAGCACUUUCAGGACUUCUGCUCGAGCGUGAACGUAUGGUUGGAUGUGAAAGAGGUGAUGGAGAAGAUUCAACUUGGGGUUCUCAUCAUAUCAGUGGGCCUAUGGCAAGCAGUUCUCCUUUUCACGAUGAGAAAUGAAGCCGAACAGAGGGCAAGGGAGGUGCGAGCUCAGCGUGUGUUGUCCAAGCUCAAGAACUCAAUCACCCGCCAGCCUUUGAGGACCUUCCAGGCCACGGACAUGGUGAAGGUUUGGAGGCGAGCUCUACCGCUGGAAGUUCAUCGUGGACGUCAGGGCGGAUCGAAGAAGGCUGGUCGUUAUCAUUGGAUCGGACCUGGACGUGUUGUUCUACAGGAGACGGUGCCUCAUCAAGCUUCCGACGACCCUCGCCGACACAUCAUAUGGGUCGUCAUCGGUGGCAAGCUCUACCGCUGUGCUGCUCACUCGGUCAGGCCAGUGACAGAGCAAGAGCGAGCUUGGCAUCAUUUGCGGACCGAAGAGAAUCCUACCAAGUGGAGAUCCUUGCAAGAUGUCAUCCCCAGCAAGGAAUACACUGAUCUAUCAGAACAGCUGCCCCCUGGUGACGAUCCUGACGAUCAUCACCCUGAUCUACCUGGAGAGCCAGAUGAGAGCACAUGGAUGCCAUCCAAGCGUCUGCGUCGGAAACAAUCUGAACAACAAGCCGCGGCACCACCACUACCUCCACCUGUGGAGGAGCCGGUUAACGACUACGGCGAGUACAGUCCCAGUGAACCUGGUGAUGAAUUGGGGGUGCCUGGUACCCUCUCUGGUUGGGCUCGAGAGUUCGAUCGUGAUCUUGAGGCCAUGGAUCGCCAAGCCGCGUCCAAGCGAGAAGCUACCAGCUCAACGGCACCACCGAGUGAUUCGAAAAAGGCGCGCACUGAAAGCUUUGAGGAGGAGCUUACUUUGCAUUCAGCUCUCCAGGAGUGCGAGUAUGGCUAUGUCAUGGAGAUUGACCUACAGCUCACGAGCAAUCGCCAGAUGAAGAAAUUCCUACGGUCUCCUUCGGCUUACCUGGUCGGCAAGAUGCGUGACUCUGAAGUUCGAUGGGAGCAGCUGAGCGCGGCGCACAAGAAGUUGUUCAGUCGAGCGAAAACCAAGGAGGUGACCAGUUUCAUUCAGCAGGCCGCCGUGCGAAAGUGUGCUGACUUGUCGGAGGAGAAAGAAGCUCAGGACAGCGGACGUAUCAUGAAAUGUCGUUGGGUCCUGACCUGGAAACCCAUACCGGAGGAAGAACGAGCGGAGGCGGAACAAGAACUCGCCACCAAGGCGGACACCACCAUUGAUGAGACCGCCACUCGCAAAGCCAAGGCGAGAAUCGUUCUUCUGGGUUACCAACAUCCUGACCUCCUUCGUGAAGGGUUCAACUCAAGUGCUCCUGUUCAGUCCGUGUUGACCCGCAACCUCGCCUACCAGAUGACGGUUCAGAACAAUUGGACUUUGGAAGGCCUUGACCUCUCUACUGCGUUCUUGCAGACGGCACCAAAGGAGGAGAUGCGCAUCUGGACCCAAGGUGUUGCAGAAUUGCGGGAGGCCUUGGGCGUGGGAGAUGACAAGCUCCUACGGGUUCUCAAGGACUUCUACGGCUCUACCACAGCCCCGAGGGGCUUGAAUGACAUGGACCGCUUCAAGACCAUCGGAAUGAUGGGAGGUCAUGUGGACGAUUUCAACCGGGCGAGAGAUCUAGAAAAUCCUCGAUGGCUCGAGCUGCGGGAGAAGAUUGACAAGGCCUACAAGCGGGGGACCAUCAAGCGUGGCUCCUACCGCCACGCGGGGACCGACAUUGUCUCCAGCUACCACCCCGACGAUGGCAACGUGAUUGAGAUCAACCAGGACCAGUACAUCGAGGCCAUCGCGGACUUCCCCUUGGCAGCCGCUCCAGGUCGUGUGCUAGAAAGUGCUCUCAGCGACCGAAAAGUCUCUCAGUGCAGAGCCGCUUUGGGCAGUCUGCAAUGGGUGGCAGUUCAGACUCAACCCCUCAUUUGUGCACGCUGCAAUUUGAUUCUAUCUGACCUAGCAAGCCGUCCCACGUUUGCUUUGGCCAAGGAACUUCAGCAGUUGAUUGAGGAGGUUCGAAAUGAACCGAUGCGGCUUCGUUUCAAGCCCAUCAAGGAUGCCAGCCAUUGGCAGGACAUACACAUCGUGACCCUUGGCGAUCAGGCGCACAACAAUCGGCCCAAGGGUGGAUCCACUGGAGGUCUUCUGACUUUCAUCGGAGGACCCUCACACGCAAGCGGUGUGCCUGGCCCUCUUGUACUUCUGGGAUGGAAAACCUGGAAACUCCAACGAGUGGCUAUCGGAUCCACCGACGCUGAGGUGCAAGCAAUGGUUGAGGCCGAGGACCUCAACUUGAAGACACGCCUGAUUUGGGCAGAGCUCAAUGGAGCGACCGUUGAGAAGGGCCACGAUUUUCUCAAAGCUGCAGAAGAAGCAGCUUCACAUGUUCCGGGCAUCCUCGGCACAGAUAGCAAAGGCGGGUAUGACGCAGUUGUUCGGCAUGAAGGGCCAGAUCUUGGACUGUCGAAUGCCAGAGCGGCCAUUCAAGGGCAUCAGCUCAAGGAGGGCAUGAGACGUGUGCGUACCAAGUUGAUCUGGCUUGCAAGCGACUUCAAUCUGUCUGAUGCCUUGACUAAACGUGCCUCAGAGUGUAGGCGCAGCUUUGUACAGUUUCUGCGCACUGGUGUCUGGAUGCUCCGGUUCAACCCUGAUUACGUUGUUUCGGCUAAGAAAGCCAAGAAACAGGGUCUCGAUGCUGUGACACAACUUCGUCAGGCCACACGGAAGGCCCAUCAAGGAUCAAAGAAACUUUUAGGACUGGUGCAACAUUCAUGUGUCCUAGGCUGUACCAUGUGA
This is a messenger RNA of Symbiodinium sp. CCMP2592, 6176 nucleotides long. NCBI's taxonomy places the organism in Eukaryota, Dinophyceae, Suessiales, Symbiodiniaceae. The record is from the annotation of a GenBank genome assembly.